UAUUGUGUAGUUGAACUAGUAUUGACUACCAUGAAUAUGUCAAUUAUGUUUUAUGAUUUUCAUAUUUUAUUAAUAACCUAUCGCUAUGAAAAAUUUUUACAUUCAUUUAUAGAAUUUAUAUAUUUUAUUAAUAUCUUGGAGGAUGGAGGAUAAAGAAGGGAAAGUACCAAGCUGCAGAGUGAAAGGUCCUGGCCCAGUUUACAAGCUGCCAACAUUAACUGGUUAUACCGGCCAUGACCCAUCGCGUCACAGAAAUCCGGCGUACACAAUUCGACCUAAGAUCAGUUCAGGACUUUACUUGAUGGGGCCUGGUCCUCGCUACAACGUGUCGAAGUUAACCAAGUUUGGGCAAGAUAGGUCACCUGCUUAUUCAAUUAAAGGCAGAGAAACAAUGAAAUUGCGAGAUCUGGGACCGGGACCUGGAGCAUAUUCUCCUGAGUUGUGCCCACCAAUAAAUCACAGUCGUAGAGCGCCAGCUUACAGUAUCAAGACACGAGAUCAGAUAAAGUUACUCGAAACGGGACCAAGUCCGAAUACAUAUCUUUUACCUACGUGCAUAGGGCCCAAAGUGCCCGAUAAGCCGGCACAGGGAGCAUUUUCCAUUACUGGUCAUCACGAGAUACGUGGAACUAUCAUAGGCCCAGGUCCGGCCGCGUACACUAAGUUGGAUUAUAACUUGGUGAAACGUCGAAGUCCCGCGUACAGUCUGAAAGGACGACACAUUCUAUCAGAGAAAUAUCCUACUACCCCAGCGCCGACCUUUUAUCCGCUAUAUGAUACACGAAAACGUGCGCCCGAGUACUCUUUCGGUGUGAAACAUAGCGAGUGCACUGGAGUACCUAUCACGCAGCAGGACGAAGAUUGAUUCUGCAAUUGGAAGGACCUUGCAAUAAGAUUGUACAUUGUACAUCGACACUGUUGUGCUGUAUCAUUACUCAAUAAAUUUGUCCUGUAGAAAAACUAGAUAAUCUUUCACAUACAUACGGCGUUUCCUGGUAAUAAAAUAAGCAAUCUGUUUCGAGAUGAUUAAAGAUAAAAUG
Messenger RNA from Harpegnathos saltator (Jerdon's jumping ant), 1040 nucleotides. Its product is annotated as outer dense fiber protein 3. The coding region runs from base 143 to 865 and encodes 240 amino acids. Lineage: Eukaryota; Metazoa; Arthropoda; Insecta; Hymenoptera; Formicidae. Gene Ontology annotation, cellular component: cytoskeleton. The record is from RefSeq and is a predicted model, not a curated record. The transcript has 4 exons.